Messenger RNA from Didymodactylos carnosus, 1296 nucleotides. The record is from the annotation of a GenBank genome assembly. Lineage: Eukaryota; Metazoa; Rotifera; Eurotatoria; Philodinida; Philodinidae.
AUGUUAACAGGUCGCUAUAAUCAAACUGCUACGAACACUCUACAUGAACAUCAAGGAGGAAGAGGAAGCGAAGUCGAUAGUAAUGGCGAACAAAGAGUGAAUCAUUUACGUCCCUGGAGAAAACAUUGGAUUGUUAAGGAAAUUACUAAUAUUUUAUCACCAGUUUAUUCUUACGCUGUAAAGCCAAUAAUUAUAACCACAUUCAUUGUUGUUGCUUUUGCAGUCGCAUGGGCAGUAGCAUGGCAAUAUUGUCUUCCUGCUCUGGCAUGUAAUUAUAUACCAUUCGCAAAUUAUAUAUUACCAUUUUGCAAAGCAGAUUCUAACACACUACCACAAGCGCCAUUACCAGUACAAAAUCCGCCAUUACUAGUACAAAACCCAAAUAAUCCUCUGAUAAAACUGCCAUCAGUUCCGACGUUUGUUGAAAAAUCAACUGAAUUAGCUGAACGUCUUUCUAAUAUUGAUGUUAGUGCACCAAAUAAGUUAACUCAAGUAAGAAUAUCAUUAAUCGAUUUAAAAACACAAGUAAUUUAUAGUAAUAUUGAAGCGCCGUCAAAACAAAUACUUAAAAAUAAUAUUGAGGAAUUAAAAACGUCAGUUGAAUCAACAGCUGAGCGUAUACAUAAAAUGCUUGCUGCAUUUACUGGUACAUUAUCAAAAUUAGAAAUUUAUACAAGAUAUGCAUUAACAUCUUUGAAAGAUGAAUCAUUAAUUUUUACUACUUCUUCGUCAUCGUCGUCAAGUCAGUCGGAAAUAGCAACAUUAAAUUUUGAAAAUAGCAUUCAAUCACAGUUUCAACAUUAUGUGGAAAAAAUCGAAAAUGAAGUUGAACGUGUUAUACUUCUUGCAGAAGAUGUACAUUCACAGCUAUACAAUGUUGAAACAAAAUAUGAAACAAUAAAUGAUGUCUUAUGUGAAAGUCAUUUUAAAACACAAAAUAAAUUAGAUGAAAUUGAAGAAAAGAAAUUAAAGGAAGGACUUUUUGCUAAACUCUACCGCACGACGAUUGGUAAUAAUAAUAAUAUGGAUCAAAUAAAACAUCAACGUAAUGUUGAAACAUUAACGCUAUUUAAAGAUUAUAUAAAAGUGGGAAUAAUCGAUGUAAAUAAUAUAAUUAAUAGAUUAAAACGUUUUAAAUAUGAAGCUGAUGAAUUAAAAUUAAUUGUUUCAGAAAUUGACCUUGGACAAACAAUGUCAUUGAAUGUUCAUAUAGAUAUAUUACAAAAUGGUAUAGAACAAUUAAAACAAUCAAAACAACGUUUAGAUGGAAGAAUAAAGAAUAAACAAGUACACUGA